GGUUAUGAAUAUGUCGUGAUAAUAAUGCGCGCUGGUUUGUCAGGUUAUUAUUGUCAUUGCACGUUCAGAAAUUUAUCAAAGCAUUUUUACAAUUUGUUAAAGUAAUAAAGAUAAUGGUUUCCUGAUAAGGACCAAGCGACCAGUCCAGAGUGCCAAAUGCAAGUCUCAUAGAGGGCAAACUGGAAUUGGAGAUGGAAGAAAUGCAUUUCACAACCCACUUUUGGAGGCCUCGAUCAUACUAACCUCAGUCUGAACUGCCGUUUCCAGCACCACGGACAGCGACCAUGAACAGGUUACGCAGAAAAGCGUGUGUGGCUCUUCUAUUGUUCACUUUGUUCAUUUUUGGUACUAUGAUGGGCCUACGAACCCUCAAACCCACUGAUGGCUUCUCGGAUCUUGCUCCAGGAAUGGAGUUGAUGCCUUUGAUUGGAGAGCGAAUGGACCAGAGACCCAAUCAAGUAGUUGAAUCAGCAGGUCAAAAUGGUGGUGGGGGCAGUGACACCAAGAUAGUGUUUUCCAACUCCGGUCCCGACCACAACAUAUUCUAUGACAUUCACAUCUUCUAUUAUUUAUGGUAUGGCUCGCCACAGAUGGACGGUAGUUAUAUACACUGGGACCAUGUACUGGUACCACACUGGGACCCCAAAAUAGCUGCCAGUCACCCAAAAGGACGACACAAUCCUCCAGACGACAUUGCGUCCAGUUAUUACCCUGAACUGGGACCCUACAGCUCCAGAGAUCCAGAUGUCAUUGAAUCCCACAUGGCACAAAUCGAAGCGGCGGCUGCAGGUGUGGUGGUCCUGUCCUGGUACCCUCCUGAUGUGGCAGAUGAACAUGGCAAACCCACAGAGGAUGUAGUGCCAGCUGUAAUGGAUGCUGCCCAUAGACACAGUAUCAAGGUUGCGUUUCACCUGCAGCCCUACAAAGGCCGGACAGACCUCACUGUGCACGACAACAUCAAAUACAUCAUAGACAAAUACGGGAAACACAGGGCUUUCUACAGGUUCAAGUCCAGCACUGGGAAGAUCCUUCCGCUCUUUUAUGUGUACGACUCCUACCUUACCCCACCGGAGGCCUGGGCUGAGCUGCUGACCGUCAGAGGCUCUCACAGUCUCCGAGGAACUCCUUACGAUGGCAUCUUCAUGGCCCUCAUUGUGGAAGAGCGUCACAAGCAGGACAUCCUGGCUGGCGGGUUCGACGGCAUGUACACCUACUUUGCUUCGAAUGGCUUUUCCUUUGGAUCUUCUCACCAGAACUGGAAAGCGAUCAAAGCAUUUUGCGACAAGAACAACUUGCUGUUUGUGCCUAGUGCUGGACCUGGUUAUAUGGACACCGCCGUCCGGCCGUGGAACAACCACAACACACGCAACAGAGUGAAUGGACGAUAUUACGAGACCUCUUUGCAGGCAGCGAUGUCCGUAAGGCCUGAUAUCAUCACAGUAACGUCAUUUAAUGAGUGGCAUGAAGGAACUCAGAUUGAGAGGGCCGUGCCUAAGAAGACUGUGGCCCGUCUGUAUUUGGACUACAAACCCCAUCAGCCAGACCACUAUCUGGAGCUCACCAGGAAGUGGGCAGAACAUUUCAGUAAGGAGAAAGAGCAGUGGCUUAUGUGAUUGGAACUAGUAACGUCUCACCAUUGUUGAGUUUUGGGUUUAGAAUGUUUUCAUAUGUUAUUGACGUUAUCAAUGUUACCGAUUACUGUCUUUCAAUUUAUGCAUACAUUUUAAAGGCAGCUAAUUAGCAAGGAUGAGCCACCUUCUUGCUCUCUUACUCGGCCUAUUGAUAAACAGUUGAUUUACUGUUGCAGACAGAUUUCUUUGAAGAAUCUUUAUAAUGUUUAAAAAAAAACAAUGAAUGAGAUCUGUCCAAAAAUGAAAUUUGUGUUUUGCAUUUGUCCGUUCUCAUUCAGUCAAGUGCAUAUUCAUACAUGGGACAUCACGAACAGCCCAAAACAUGUGAGAACCAAUGCUGUUUGCCAUCGCUGACAUCAAACCUGGCACGAAAUGUCUUGAUGUGCCAUAUUUGAGCGGAUAUGACUGUAAACACAAAGUUAGUGCACAGUUAGUAUGCCUUAAUGGAUUUUAUGUUAUUAAUUUUUUUCUCUCUCUUGUUUUAUUUUGUCAUUUUUGGACCUAAGCAGCAUCUAUCCUCAUUCCCUAUCAUUAUAUGGAGAAGAGAAGCGUGAACAUUGUGCUAUAUGCCUCCUUUUGUAUUCCAAGUGUGGAUUGGAAGUACAUAGUCUGAGUGAAUUUGGUAUUUUAGCUAUUCUUUUAACAUUAGGCAUUGAAUCUGACUUCUGCUAGCAGCAACAGUGUGGCCUCAGUAUUGAAAGACUAUACCUUUAUUGUGUGUUUGGAUGACAUAUAUAAAUGGUUGGUGGUUGUGGAUAUAGAUUGUUUGAGUAAUGGCUGAUUUAUUAUCUUAUUUAGUAAAUCCUAAUUAUGCAUAUUGUAACUC
Molecule: messenger RNA, 2457 nt
Organism: Sinocyclocheilus rhinocerous
Lineage: Eukaryota; Metazoa; Chordata; Actinopteri; Cypriniformes; Cyprinidae
Product: glycoprotein endo-alpha-1,2-mannosidase-like protein
Exons: 4
Coding region: 285-1613 (442 amino acids)
Molecular function (GO): alpha-mannosidase activity
Source: RefSeq, a predicted model, not a curated record